Molecule: messenger RNA, 336 nt
Organism: Penicillium brasilianum
Lineage: Eukaryota; Fungi; Ascomycota; Eurotiomycetes; Eurotiales; Aspergillaceae
Source: the annotation of a GenBank genome assembly
AUGGUCAAGUUCUAUCCCACUCAUUGCAGUCGCCGAUCUUUUGCUACUCGUGCUGGAGUGUGUGCUGAUAAUGCCACCGAGGACGCGGACGAUACUUUCAAGCUCGCCAUCAACAGCGCCGACAUUGAGCCUGCCGAAGUCUCCACCAAGAGCGCCUCUCGACCGAAAGUCCGUCAUGACCCCUGUCGCACUACCUCCUUCAAUGCUCGCGGUCCGGCGUCAUGGAGUCUAGAAUUUUGUUUCCAUACGUCUGAGUGGCAUCCCCUUCCAGCCCGAUCGCCGGUGGAGGGUUGCUUCGCUGGUGUCGAUGCUCGUCGAGUGUAUCUCUGGCCUUAG